GUAUAGUCAAAACUUUGACGGUUUUGUCAAAUUUUAUCACUUUUGGUGAAAUACCAAAAAUAGGCACUUCCGUCCAAUUCUUUGAUGGUGUAACUUAACGUGCUGACUGGACUAGCGGCAGUGGACAUGAUAUAUUUUAUUCAAAACUAAUAUGAGGUGGAAAUCAAUCAAAUUUUAUUCAUUUAUUUUUAUUGUUAAAUAAAAAAUUAUUAAAAAACAAAAAAGAAUCAUUUAUUCACCACUCCUCCUCUCUGGUUUACUCUUCUCCAACACUAUUCCGAAAAGCUUCUUUUCAGCGUCGUCGUCGAUUUCCUUCCGCAUCAACACCCGAAGCUCUAGGAAGACGACGCAACAAAGAAGGUCGUUCAGUAUCAAAAUGUCGAGCGAUUUAUCAUCGUUGUCCCAAUCGCUGUCUCACUCCAUCACUCUGCCCGUUCCAAUCGCAAAAGGAGAAGCCCCGACGACAACAGUGGUGGGUCGCAAAUUCAGUCUAAAAUCUGGUCACGACAGGGAUGGAUCUGGCCGCCAUCUUCCACCGUGCGCUCCCUCCAGAUUCGGCGAUUCGAGCUCGCUCUCCGCACCCACCUCUUCUGUCGGAGAGGUAUAGCUUCGUUGGUAAAUCCGACAUCGAUCCCGAGCUCGACGCGGUGCCGCCCAGAACAAUAGAAGACUUCCAAUCGCUCACCGUUGUUAGCUCGGCAGCGGCGGUGCCAUUCGUGAUCUUUCCUCUGAUUUUGCCUGCUAAAUCUAUCUUUGAUUCCACUUUGUCGGCGGUCAAUCAGAGUCCAGAUCCAUUCUCGUAGUUUACGCUUUCCAAGCUACUAGUCCAUGGGGGUUUUCUUGGUCGGGUGAAGAGGGAAGAAGGGUUCUGGGUUUAGCGGUGGAUGGACUGCAAUCUGAGGGAGGGAGAAGGGCGGUGGCUCAUUAUGUUGGGGAAAGGGAAGAGGAAGAAGAUGGAGGUCGAGAGGGAAGUAGGAAGCAUUUUAGAUAUAUAUUUUUAUUUUUUACACAAAUAAUUAAAUGUUUUAAUAUAAAAUAUGACAUGUC
Linum trigynum is the source of this 1047-nucleotide messenger RNA. Lineage: Eukaryota; Viridiplantae; Streptophyta; Magnoliopsida; Malpighiales; Linaceae. The record is from the annotation of a GenBank genome assembly.